Somion occarium is the source of this 1084-nucleotide messenger RNA. NCBI's taxonomy places the organism in Eukaryota, Fungi, Basidiomycota, Agaricomycetes, Polyporales, Cerrenaceae. The record is from the annotation of a GenBank genome assembly.
CACUCGGCGUCACUGGUCUUUAAUGAUACUGAGAAGGAGGCGGACUCAAACUUCAGAUACACGGUGAAAUAACUUCGUAUAUGAUCGCCUCUAAGGGGUCAUUCCGAAUAUUGACAAGGCCGUAACACAACUUACGGACAAUGUACUGUCAUGAGGUAAAUAAAACGGGGAAAAACGUACUCCACUUAUGCAUCUACGUGAAAGAAACGCAACACUCUACAGACAAGUCCUGACGCGGUGUCUUCGACGGACCGUUUGUAUGAAUCUAUCGAUAUGUUCCAUCCCGUCGAGUCCUCUUCAAUUGGGACAAAAGGGACAAAAGGGGAAGGCUGAUCCAUUUUCGCAAGAUUACAUUGAAUGUUCAGGGCCACUUAUGGAAUACCUCAUUUCGUGGUCAAUAUUGAUGGACCAGCUUGACUGCCUCAACGACCACUGUCUCACGUAUCAAAGGGGAAGUUGGCUAAUGGGAGCAUCGCCGUCAGCAAUUGAUGACAAACUGUUCCGGGAACGACAGUCGCUCACAGUGCUCAAUCUUAUUCACUAACGGCUCCAUUGCAUCUAUAAAAUACCUCCGGCAUACACCUAAUGCUGGCCAGUUGCGAAAUUUGUCUUCAGUCAUUACAGGUGCUAUUCCGACACAACCCUCACCUCAACAUCAUAUACAUCCUCGUUCUGUAAACCUGCCUUCUGGGCAGAAGAAAACAUGGCCGGGGAACACGCGUGUCGCUGUAGAGUUUUUCAAGCGUUUUCGAUUUGAUGUGUUAGAGUCGGUGGAGGGGAACGAGACAGUCGUCAUCCACACCCGCUCUAGUGCAACUAUGACAUCCGGAUGUUCGUCUCGUAACGAAUAUGUGCUCUUCUUCCAUCUGGCCAAGCAAGACAAAGGCGAGUACAAGAUUUCCUCCAGCAAGGAAUUUGCGGACUCCCUGUACUCUUUACGGUUCUUUGCUGAAGAAAGAAAGAGGCAGCAAGCAUUGGGAAGAGGUUUCGCCAUAGGAAUUAUCUGAUACUGAAAUCUUCCGCUUUCUGCCAGCUAAUAUGAUGAUCCAUGUUCUUGGGUUUUCGCGACUCGCCAUUUAACUAC